AUGGCUUCGACGCCUCCGCCGCCGGAGCGCAUCCAUACCCCUCCCGCGCCGCAUCUUGGAUCUCGCUACGAUGACUGGGAGCCCUACUCGCCGCCGCGUCGCUCCAGCCGCGUCGCUGCCCAGCGUUCGCGACAUGCCCUUGGCCAGCAGUCACAAGACCUGGACAUCUCUAAGAAGCGCCCGGCCCCCCGGUCUACUCGCGCCUUCACACCGACUGGAAGCGGCGACCUGCCGGCCCCCACCUCUAGCUUCGCAACCUCGCCGCCUUCCUCACCCUCCUCACCUCAGAAGCGCCCCAGUGUCAAGAAGAGCGCCCACAGGGUCAUGUUCGAUGAUCAGCUCCUGACCUCUGACAACGAUUCGGACCCUUUUUUCACCAGCUCCAGGGAUUCCUUGGGUGGCGUUUUCCCGACUCCCUCCAAAACCCCCAGCAAGAAGGAUAAGGCGAGGCCCAUCUCCGCAUUUGCACAGACCGCGCGCAUCCUUUUCCACGAUCGCCCGGCCAACAUCGAAGACGCCAUGCCUUCGCCUCGCAAGAACCGCAAGAACAAGAAGCACACCUCCUUCAGCUUCAUGGAUGAGUGUGACGAUGAUUCGCACGAGAAGAUCGAGAUCUACACUGACUUCCGUGAGCGCGUUCCAAGCUUUGACGAGGAAGAAGACAAUCCGUUCAUCACCAAGAAGCCCGAUGAGAAUGAUGAGCCUCAUGCGGGCCCGAGCACCUCGCCUCGCGUUUCAAAGCGCCGCCUGACGAAAGAGGAAGAGGAGAUGGACCGUAGGGCCCGUGACGGUGAAGGUUUCAUUUCAGUCUUCCGUGGAAAGAAGAUAUUCACCGAGUUCAAGGAAGGCUCUGACGACAGCGGCUCAGACUCCGACAACCUGGCCAGCAGCCCUACUCGCCGCGCAGUUGGCUCCAUGGCUCGCCGUCGUGUGACCCGUUCUUCCAUUCAGCCACGCCUUCUCUUCCCUACAGGGGAGCAGAAACGUGCCCGCGAAGCUGCUGCUGCCUCGAAGGCUGCGGAAGAAGACUCUACUGACGUUGAUGCCUCCGUUCAACUCACCACUCCUCGCAAGCGUGCUCACAAGGCUCGUGCUCCGCGCUCUGCUCCUGUUGAGGCGAGAGAUGCCACACCCGAGCCUGCUCCCGAAAGCACCCCUAAGACAGUUGCAAACACCACUACACCUGCCACGCAGCGCUACUUCGAACCAGUUACGCCUCCGCCAUCUAGGACCACACGCGCAUCAGCAAAGAAGGAUGCGAACGUUGAACCGCCACAGAACCCUGCUGAUGGAGAGGCUGCUUUUGAGGAUCUCUACGUCACCCCUGGAAACACGCCUCGAGAUUUUGUCCGUUCUGGUUAG
Lasiodiplodia theobromae is the source of this 1362-nucleotide messenger RNA. RefSeq lists its product as uncharacterized. The record is from RefSeq and is a predicted model, not a curated record. The transcript is spliced from 3 exons. Lineage: Eukaryota; Fungi; Ascomycota; Dothideomycetes; Botryosphaeriales; Botryosphaeriaceae. Bases 1 to 1362 code for a protein of 453 amino acids.